This is a messenger RNA of Chondrus crispus (carragheen), 918 nucleotides long. RefSeq lists its product as hypothetical. The record is from RefSeq and is a predicted model, not a curated record. Lineage: Eukaryota; Rhodophyta; Florideophyceae; Gigartinales; Gigartinaceae. The transcript has 2 exons. The coding region runs from base 1 to 549 and encodes 182 amino acids.
AUGCGCCGCGUCGUGCAGAUGCAGCAUGCGUACCUGUACGGCGGCGCGAGCGGCAUCAAGCCGCUCGUCAGCAUCCGCGAGGACCUCAUGGAGGUCACGGGAAACCUGCUUGACGGCUCCGACUUUCUCGAGCUCAUGGAGUAUGGAAUCCGCCGCGGAAAGCCGCGUGCCUUCACCUAUGUCCUCAUGCCCGAGCGCCUCUACAUGGCGGAGACAGGCGCCAAGUUCUUCAUCAACAUGAUGUCCAAGCACGCCAUGCACUGCUCCGCGUCGCCAGAGGUCGUCUACGCGGGCGAGCUCCACUUUCGCUGCGCCCCCGUCGGCUCGGGAGAGCCCCUGCACACGCUCGUGGUCGACAACAACUCGGGCACGUAUACCCCAGACAAGAUCGACCUGCCGCUCGUUGUCGAGGUCUUCCGCCGCAACUUUACAGGCCUCGACGUCGUCGGCCUGCACUAUGAGGACCCGUUGUUGAAGCGCUACCUGUCAGAACUGCCGCGGUGCACGGGCGAGAGCGCGUUGAUGGACGCGAACACUAGCUACCGGUAGUACGCCGCAGGGUUUGGACGCGCGGGGUGCCGCAUAUUAUUACUAUGAUUGACAGGGUGGCGCGGCGUGUCCUCGUCUUUACGUGGUGGAGGGUAGAGAUCAGACGACGGGCCAAUGUUCGGGUUGAGAUGACCGUCUUCAAGACGAGUUUACCUGACACAUCCCUGCUAAGGGUCGCAGAGUUCGUUCCCACCUGUGUAUAGACACGUGUUUCUCUCGUGAGAUGACAGAUUUUUGCUGAGAUUUUCAGAUUCACGUCCAGCGCUCUCCUUUUUACUUUACUCACUGCUGACCGACAUACAAGAACCCAUAUAUGAUACCUGUAAUACAAAUCUACAGCACCGAAAAAGUGCCAGGUAGAAAGGCCCU